Alexandromys fortis (reed vole) is the source of this 3747-nucleotide messenger RNA. RefSeq names its product mitochondrial tRNA translation optimization 1 (gene Mto1). Gene Ontology annotation, cellular component: mitochondrion; cytosol. The record is from RefSeq and is a predicted model, not a curated record. The transcript has 12 exons. Gene Ontology annotation, molecular function: flavin adenine dinucleotide binding. NCBI's taxonomy places the organism in Eukaryota, Metazoa, Chordata, Mammalia, Rodentia, Cricetidae. Gene Ontology annotation, biological process: tRNA methylation; mitochondrial tRNA wobble uridine modification. The coding region runs from base 101 to 2131 and encodes 676 amino acids.
GCUGGGCGCAGGCGUGCUGCGCUCUGACGCAGGGCAAGGUGGCGGCGCCCUGUGGGCUUCCACUCUCUCGGGCGUUUCGGGUUCUCUGUCCGCCCUCGGCAUGUUCCUUCUCCGAGCCCGUGGCCGCUGGGCCGCGGCGUCCCUCGGCAAACGCCUGCCCUCGGGUCGCCUCCGCAGCGACAGCGCCGCUCCGUGCAGCGCGCACUUCGAUGUGGUCGUGAUCGGAGGGGGGCACGCGGGCACCGAGGCGGCCGCCGCCGCUGCUCGCUGUGGCUCGCGGACUCUGCUCCUCACACACCGCGUGGACACGAUCGGUCAGAUGUCCUGUAAUCCUUCCUUUGGUGGCAUCGGAAAGGGGCAUUUGAUGAGGGAAGUAGAUGCCUUGGAUGGCUUGUGUUCGCGGAUCUGUGACCAGUCUGGUAUACAUUACAAAGUAUUAAACCGGCGAAAGGGCCCUGCUGUGUGGGGGCUGAGAGCGCAAAUUGAUCGGAAGCUUUAUAAACAGAACAUGCAGAAGGAAAUCCUGAAUACGCCCCUGCUCACUGUUCAGGAGGGAGCUGUAGAAGAUCUAGUUCUCACAGAAGCAGAGCCUGGAUACGCUGGGAAGUGCCGGGUCAGCGGUGUUAUUUUGGCAGAUGGAAGUACAGUUUAUGCAGAGAGUGUAAUUCUGACAACGGGGACAUUUCUGAGAGGCAUGGUCAUAAUUGGAUUGGAGAUGCAUCCUGCAGGACGUUUGGGGGAUCAGCCCUCAAUAGGGUUGGCUCAGACUCUGGAGAAGUUGGGAUUUGUGGUAGGAAGACUGAAGACUGGGACUCCACCCCGACUUGCCAAAGAUUCCAUUAAUUUCGACAUUCUAAACAAGCACACAGCAGAUAAUCCAUCCAUCCCAUUCAGCUUUCUCAAUGAAACAGUGUGGAUCAAGCCAGAAGAUCAACUGCCAUGUUACUUGACUCAUACCAACCCCAGAGUGGAUGAGAUUGUCCUUGAGAACCUGCACCUGAACAGUCACGUUAAGGAAACUACAAGAGGACCCCGAUACUGUCCCUCCAUUGAAUCUAAGGUUUUACGUUUUCCAAACCGUAUUCAUCAGGUUUGGUUGGAACCGGAAGGAAUGGAUUCUGACCUUAUCUACCCGCAAGGGUUAUCUGUUACACUGCCAGCUGAGUUACAAGAGAAAAUGAUAGCGUGCAUCAGAGGCCUGGAGAAAGCCAAAAUGGUCCAUCCAGGUAAAGAAGGUCACAGGUCUACUUCAGUAAGCAGUCAGGUGGUCUUCUCCCAUUGUUGCUUAGUGCUCCAUAAAAUAAGCCCAAGCUGGACAUGUGUUGGGACUGCAGACAUGUGCCGUGGUGCCCAGCAUGGUGUGAUAGCUGGAAUCAACGCCAGUCUUCGGGUCAGUCGAAAACCGCCCUUUAUUGUAAGUCGUACAGAAGGCUACAUAGGAGUCUUAAUUGAUGACCUCACCACACUGGGCACCAGCGAACCAUAUCGCAUGUUUACCAGCAGGGUAGAGUUCCGGUUGUCACUGCGUCCGGAUAAUGCUGACAUGCGCCUCACGUUCCGAGCCCAUAAGGACGCUGGCUGUGUGUCCCCACAGCGAUAUGAAAGAGCUUCCUGGAUGAAGUCGUCUUUAGAAGAAGGCAUGUCUGUGUUGAAAUCCAUUGAGUUUUCAAGCUCCAAGUGGAAAAAGUUAAUUCCACAAGCUCCUAUAAGUAUUAAUAGAAGCCCUCCUGUCAGUGCUCUAGAUGUUCUUAAGUAUGAAGGAGUUGACAUGGAGUUGCUGGCCAGUGCUGUUCCCGAGCCCCUGAAGAAGUAUACUGCUUACAGAGAGCUGGCUAGAAGACUGAAAAUAGAAGCUACUUAUGAGUCAGUAUUAUUGUAUCAACUACAAGAAAUAAAGGAGGUUCGGCGAGAUGAAGCUUUCCAACUGCCACAAGACUUAGAUUAUCUAACCAUCAAGGAUGUGUCAUUGUCCCAAGAAGUUCGAGAGAAGCUACACUUGAGUCGCCCACAGACAAUUGGGGCUGCUAGUCGUAUACCUGGAGUGACACCAGCUGCCAUCGUCAAUCUGCUCAGAUUUGUGAAGACUGCUCAGCAGAGACAGGCAGCAGUGACGGAGCACCAAACCAAUUAGUACUUAUGUGAUACAAAGAAACUUCCAGACAGAGAAUUGUAACUUUCAUUUCAUAGAGGACUUUUAGAAAGAGGGUUUAGAGAGUAUAAAAGGAGAUAAAAAUAAUACCUGUGAGAAUAGCAUUGUUAGAUUAUUUUAGAUUUGUCCUUAUAAGACAAAGGUUGUAUUUAUAAGACAGUUGUACUUUAUGUAUAUAGGCAAAAUGCUUCAAAACAUCAGUAGGUCAUGUAGCAUUCAUCAAAGGGUAAUAAUUAAGCCAAAACUAAACCUGAAACUGAGUGUUGAUACAGAUUUUAAGCAAUCCCAUCUGUUAAGAGGUUGAAGCUCGGGGGCUGGAGAGAUGGCUCAGUGGUUAAGAGCACUGGCUGCUCUUCCAGAGGUCCUGAGUUCAAUUCCCAGCAACCACAUGGUGGCUCACAACCAUCUGUAAUGAAAUCUGGUGCCCUCCUCUGGCGUGCGGGCAUACAUGGAGGCAGAAUGUUGUAUACAUAAUAAAUAAAUCUUUAAAAAAAAAAAAAAAAAAAAAAAGAAGUUGAAGCUGGGCUGGGCAGUGUGAUUCACACCUUUAAUCCCAGAACUCGGGAUGCAGAGAAACCCUGUCUCCAUAGACCUGGUCCCUAAGAGCCACGUCCAGAGCCUAUGCCCUUUGGGAAAAAAUUUUUCAGUUUGUAGAUUUUCUACUCUUAUGCCCAUAUGUAAAGUUAAUUGCUAUUUUUUACUCAUAAAGCACCCCAGACCACAGACUUAGUCUUGUCUGCUUACUGUGGUUAGCAAACGGUGAUUCAAGUUGUAAACUAGGAUGAAAAAGGAAGACUGAACUGGGCAAUGGUGGCACACACCUUUAAUCCCAGCACUGAAAAGCAGAUGGAUCUCUGAGUUCAAGGCCAGCCUGGUCUACAGACCAGGUUCCAGGACAGCCAAGUCUACACAGACAAACCUGUUUCAAAAAAUUCAAAAAACUCAAAGAAAAAUGAAGACUACAAAACCACCCCGAUCACUCAGCUGUUUUUCCUCUUUUGAGAACAGUUUUCAGCCGGUAUGCUAUUUCAGCAUUAUACACGUCAUCUAAUACUGGGAUAGGCAGGGGAGAACAGGAGAAAUGGGUCAGCAGGUAAGUGCAAUGGCUGCUUUUUCAGAGGACAGGGAUCAAGAUGGGAUCCAACACCUGGCCUUCAUGGCCAUGUGAUACACAGGCAUACAUGUAGGCCAGGUACCCAUAAGCAUAAUACUUUUCUUUUUAAUUUUAGUUUGACAGAGGUAGCAGGAAGCUCAGAAAUUCAGCUAUCGUCAGUUUGAGGCUAAUCUGGACUACAUGAGACUCUGCCUCAGGGGUGUGGGUGGGUGAGGGCUGGAUGCCCAUGCAGUUUAUAAUUCUGGAAUUAAUUGUGUAGGUUAAAAGCUGACCCAGAACAUUUAAAUCUUAAGAUUUCAGUACUUUGGAAUUUUCAAUCAUUAGUUUUGAACAUUGGUGGAAGUACUAUAAAACAAACACAAACUUAUUUUGUAAGCUGGUUAAAGGAGGUUAAAGGUGGUCAUAUUUCAUACAAUAAAAAUGUUUGCUGAUCCAACUGACCUGGCCAUGAUUUAACAUUAAUAAAGCAAUCUGUAAUUACUGA